Messenger RNA from Exophiala xenobiotica, 3264 nucleotides. RefSeq lists its product as uncharacterized. The coding region runs from base 1 to 3264 and encodes 1087 amino acids. The transcript is spliced from 9 exons. Gene Ontology annotation, molecular function: oxidoreductase activity; transmembrane transporter activity. The record is from RefSeq and is a predicted model, not a curated record. NCBI's taxonomy places the organism in Eukaryota, Fungi, Ascomycota, Eurotiomycetes, Chaetothyriales, Herpotrichiellaceae. Gene Ontology annotation, biological process: transmembrane transport. Gene Ontology annotation, cellular component: membrane.
AUGGGCUCCUUGUCAGGGAAACCCAUCACAACCAAAGCACUUGUUGUUGACAAGCCUGGUGCCCCUUUCGUCCUGGAGGACGUCGUUUUGGACAAGCUACGCAACAACGAGCUUCUGGUCGACAUCAAGUACUCUGGGCUAUGCCACACUGACCUCGUCAUACAGCAUGGCAAGAUGCCGAUUGGCGGGUUUCCCGUGGUAGCUGGCCAUGAAGGUGCUGGAGUCAUCCUCGAGCUCGGCAGUGGGCUUGAGAGCUCAGGACUAAAAGUGGGUGAUCGAGUGUUGCUCGGCUUUGCCUCUUGCAUGACCUGCAGAGGAUGCCAGGAAGGCAGCAAAGGAGCUUGUGACAAUAUCGCCCUCACCAACUUCGGGGGAACAAGAGGCCUCGAGGAUACUUCUAUCCGCCGUCCCAACGGCGAUUUCAUAAGAGGUCCCGUGUUUGGUCAGUCGUCCUUCUCCAAGCUGGCGAUUUGCGACGCCAGAGUUGCGGUCAAGUAUCCUGGCCCAGUAGAAGACUUGUCAUUUCUGGCUCCCCUGGGCUGCGGGUUUAUGACGGGCGCCGGCACAGUGUUGGAAGUCCUGAAACCGAAGUCGAACAACAGUAUUGCCAUCCUGGGGCUCGGUGCGGUGGGCCUUUCUGCUCUCAUGGCCGCCAAAAGCCUGAACGUGGCUGACAUCAUCGCCAUCGAUAUUGUUGAGUCGAGGUUGGAGUUGGCGAAAUCUCUGGGAGCAACUCAUGCGUUGAACGGGAAAAAGUACAAGGACGUUGAAGCUGCCAUUCGCGAGGCCUCUGCUCUAGGUGCUGAUUGCAUAGUGGAUACUACGGGCGUGACGGCCAUGAUCAACAGUGGCAUCAGGGCGCUGGCUCAGCAGGGGACGUUUGCCAUUGUGGGAACCCCUGUGCCAGGAGAACAUCUCAGCGUUGAAGGGAUGGAUAUGCUCAUUCACUGCAAGAAGAUCAUUGGAGUUACAGGUGCCUAUGCUAACCCCCAGGAGCUUAUACCGCGCCUUGUGAAGAUGUUUCAGGAGGGAUCGUUCCCCAUCGACGGACUGUCUAAGACUUACCCCCCAAUGGAGAUAGAUCAGGCAAUCGACGAUAUGAAGUCGGGAAAGGUGAUCAAGCCAAUUCUUGCUUGUAAAAUUGAGUACGCUAUCAUGAAUUGGAAUACCCAGCCAUGGCGGCAUUGUGUGUCUACGGGUGGUAUGGGAAUAAACUCUGCUGUCAAAGACAUUAUUCGAGGCCUACACCUAGCCUAUACCACAAAGCUCAAUCCUGGCGGUUACCCCAGAAUCUGCCCAGGUCUCUGUGUCCCGGAAGGGGUACCUGCGUUCUGCAAGCGAAACUCGCGUAUUCGCAAGACUUUGCCUGGAUGGGCUACCGACGGAACAGUGUCCGGAACAAAAUCUAGAAUCUGUUUCUUGGCCUCCUUGGACCUGGGGAGCCGAAGGCUUCCUAGCAGUAUACCCCAUCCGGACGUACAGGAAUUCUUAAGGCCUACGACAUAUACAGAUUUCACAAUGGGCAAGUCUCGAGAAGACAUCCAGCAACCUGCCUCAGCCAUGGAACCGCUUGACGAGGAGAUUGUCGUAUGGAACCACAAAAAGGAGUUCGCGCUCCUCUUGGUCGGUCGUCCUAUUUGCUGCAAAUACUUUUGCCAAAUGCUGUUCAUCGUGGGUGCCGGCGUCUACGCCCGAUCCAUUGCAGCCGUCGUUGGAGGAGAAGCGAUCUCCUCCUGGCCUGCAACGGCCAUAAAUAUCCUCACCGCUGCCACAAUCCCUCCCAUCGCACGAGCUGCUGAUCUCUGGGGACGCAAAUGGUUCUUGGUUGUGCCGACUUCACUGGGUUUCGUUGGGAGUAUCAUCGUCUCCAGAGCGUCUUCCAUGCAGAUGGCGAUUGCAGGCUUCGUUUUGGGCGGCGCAUCUUUCGGUGCUCAGCCGCUUGUCCAUGCUGUCGCUUCCGAAACCAUGCCCCGCAAGUUCCGGUCUUUCGCCCAGGGUGCCUGUAAUGCUGCUAUUGCUUGUGGCUCUCUCUUCAGUCUGCUCGUUGGCGGAGCCUUGACCAACAACAAUCCCGAGGGAUUCCGGACUUACUGGUACAUCUGUGCCGGUAUCUACGCUCUCUCAACCCUCAUGCUGGCGACUCUCUACAACCCACCACCGAGAGAAGAGCAGAUAUCCUUCACUUUCGGCGAGAAGAUUCGCAGCCUUGACUGGAUUGGUUUCUUCUUGUACAUCGCCGGCCUGGUGCUCUUCUGUUUGGGUUUGUCUUAUUCUCAAAAUCCAUUCGACUGGCCCAAUGCCCAUAUCCUGGCCCCGUUUCUCAUUGGAGUGGUCUUCAUCCUCAUCCUCAUCGGUUACGAGUGGAAGAUCAAGAAAGAUGGACUUUUCCACCACGGGUUGUUCCAGAACCGGAACUUCCCCAUUGCGCUGGUGGCGGUCUUCAUCGAGGGGUACAUCUUUAUGUCUGCCAACAUCUACUUCCCCUACGCAAUGGAGAUUGUCGUUACGGGGAUCUCGACCUUCCGCGUCCUGGUCUGCUACAGCAUUGCAUUCAUCUGCCUCUUUGCCAUGUCGUUCCUCAUCGGAGGCUACAUCUAUCGAACCAAGACGGUGCGACCUACAGCGAUAGCUUCGAAUGCUGCCUUCGUCGUAUACGCCGCGCUCAUGGCUUCAGUCACCGCGAGCACACCCGAGUCUCAUUUUUGGGGCUAUGUCACGUUCUACGGCUCUGGUCUAGGGUGCGGUGUCAUAACGCUCUAUACCACCGCCCAACUGUCCACCCCACCGGAGCUCAUUGCCGUCACUUCAGGUCUUAUGGGCUCAAUCAGAAGUACAGGCGGCUCGGUUGCGGUUGCCAUCUACGGAGCCCUGUUCAGCCAAGGGCUCUCGAAGAACCUUUUCCCCAAGGUGGCGAACGCCGUCAUCCCCUUGGGUGUUUCUGAGGAGACUGUCGGCCCAUUGAUCGCCGAUUUGAGCGCUGGUUCCGCCGAAGCUGCACUCAAGCUACCUGGUGUUACUGUCAAUGUUUUGGCGGCGGCAGGCGAAGCCCUGAAGUCGGCCUACGUGGUCGGGUUCCGUGAUGUCUACAUAUGUGCCGCUGCAUUUGCAGCCCUUGGCCUUGUGGCUACGAUCUUUCUGAAGGAUCCAAGGAAAGAAUUUAAUGCCAAGAUCGAUGCACCUCUUGAUCGCAUCGAGGUGAAGUCUGUGGAUUCCGGAACGACAGGAGAGUCAAAGCACGUGGAGGCGACGACGCUUGAAGCUUAG